UUGAGCCAACAGGUCCAUGCAGUGCUCUCGAGGACUUUCUGAUUUGUUCACAGCUAGUUAAAACUUCAUGGGGCUUGCUGUUACCAGUUACUCUAAAGUCCUACCAUUUAAGGGUGCACUUGUCCUGUAAGAAAACAUUUUCUGUUUCAUACCAGUCGAUUUUGAAAAGGUUUUCCUUUCAGCAAAACAAGAGGCUAGAUCCUAGAGGAUUGCUUCACUACCAAUAUAUCUACAACAGUAUGGACCUUCCUGGUGAGGAGAAGGGAGAAGCUCAACUUGAAAACAGAGUUCAGGAGUCUAUGGCACAUGUGCAGAUAGAUGGUGAAGAACAUGCCUCUGUAGGAAGGAAAAACCUAGAAGUUCAGUUUGCUUGCACACCACUUGCUCAAGCCAGUUCUCUUUGGACCACUGAUGCUAAAGGCGCGGUGAGACUGAGAAUAGAAGAAGGAUGCCCAGAGGAACCGGUUACCGUUCACCAAAUGUUUAAAGCCUCUGUUGAGAAAUAUGGAAACAUGUAUGCACUGGCCAGCAAGAUGGACAACAAAUGGGAAAAGAUAACUUUCUCAGAGUAUUAUCAAUUCUGCCGGAGAGCAGCCAAGAGCUUUAUAAAGCUUGGUUUAGAACGAUUCCAUGGAGUGGCGAUACUAGGAUUCAAUUCAGCAGAAUGGUUCUUCUCUUCAGUCGGUACCAUCAUGGCGGGGGGGAUAAUGACAGGAAUUUAUGCAACUAACUCACCAGAAGCUUGCCAGUAUGUUGCAAGUGACUCCAAAGCCAACAUUAUUGUGGUGGAAAACCAGAAGCAAUUGGAUAAAAUCCUGCAGAUACGAGACAGGCUGCCCCAUUUGAAAGCCAUAGUGCAGUUCAGUGGAAACCCCCAGCAGAGGAUCCCAAACCUUUACUCCUGGGAGGACUUCAUGGAUCUGGGUCUAGAUGUUUCUGAGGAGCAGCUGGAUGACAUCAUUGACAGCCAGAGAGCCAACCAAUGCUGCAUCCUGAUCUACACAUCUGGCACCACGGGCAAGCCCAAGGGAGUUAUGCUCAGUCAUGACAAUAUCACAUGGACGGCCAAUCAUGCCAGCAGGGUGGGGGAGAUGCAGCCAGCUGACACCCAACAGGAGUCACUGGUGAGCUACCUGCCUCUCAGCCACAUCGCUGCUCAGAUCUAUGAUAUGUGGACGGGCAUCCAGUGGGCUGAGCUGGUAUACUUUGCACAGCCAGAUGCCCUAAAGGGAAGCCUGAUAACAACUCUGCGAGAAGUUUGUCCUACAUCUCACAUGGGUGUCCCACGAGUAUGGGAGAAAAUGAUGGAGAAUAUAAAACAGGCAAUAAGUGAGUGUGGAUAUGUGAAAAAGAAACUGGUGACAUGGGCAAUGUCAGUCAGUCUGGAAGCUAAUCAAAAGUGUACACAAACGGAUGAUGACAAACCUUUCCUGUUCACACUGGCCGACAGCCUUGUGCUUCAGAGGCUUAGGACUGAGCUGGGUCUGUCUUGCUGUCAGAAGUUCUUCUCAGGAGCAGCACCGAUCAGUAGUGAAACGGUGCAGUUUUUCCUGGGCCUGAACAUCAGGUUGUAUGAGGCAUAUGGCAUGAGUGAGAGCACAGGACCUCACUUUAUGUCAGGUCCCAGAGCUUACAAACUACCAAGCUGCGGGAAGGUGGUGCCUGGCUGUAGAUACAAAAUGGUCGACAUAGACUCUGAGGGGACAGGGGAAAUUUGCUUUUGGGGACGUAACAUUUUCAUGGGUUUCCUCAACAUGGAAGACCAAACAAGAGAAGCAUUAGACGAAGAUGGAUGGUUGCAUUCUGGAGAUUUGGGCAAGAUUGACGAAGAGGGUUUCUUGUACAUCACAGGGAGAAUAAAAGAGCUGAUCAUCACAGCUGGAGGGGAGAACAUUCCCCCUCUUUCCAUAGAGGAAAAAGUGAAAAAGGAGCUACCUAUCAUCAGCAACACCAUGCUCAUUGGGGACAAGAGGAAGUUCUUGACAAUGCUUUUAACACUCAAGUGUUGUAGCGAUACAGAAACCAUGGAGCCAACGGAGGAGCUGAGUGGUGAGGCUGUGCAGCUUUGCCGACAGCUGGGCAGCCAAGCAACCACGGUGUCUGACAUCAUCGAGGGGAAAGACAAAGAAGUGUACCGGACCAUUCAAGAAGCGAUCAACAGAGUAAACUCUACAGCCACCUCUAACGCCCAAUGCAUACAGAAGUGGGCUAUCCUGAGAAAGGACUUCUCUGUUUCUGGAGGAGAGCUGGGUCCCACAAUGAAGCUCCGUCGCCCUGUUGUGUUGAAGAUGUACCAGCAGGUCAUAGAGAGCCUCUAUCAAGAGUAGUGUCACGUUCUAAGAGAAAUGACUGUGUAACUGUUAGUAUAAAAAUCACUUGCAUAUCUCAUUAUCCUUUUGGACAUGCAUGGCAUUUAAUUAUAUCUGUGUCUUGUGUUCAGAAUGCAUAAAUAAUACAGGAACAAUUUACGUUUCUCUUUUACAUUAAAGAAGUUACCAGAUAAAUAAAUAGUGAAUAAUACUGAGAAUUAAAAAAAUUCACACAAUUUUAAUUCAUUUUCUCAUAGGCAGAAAUAUUUAUUUUUGACUUAUGUUCGACUCUGGUCUGCAAUUACAUCUUUUGAUGCCUUUAAAUCAUAACAGUUACUUUCAUGACAGGAUCUUGUAUUUUGUGUAAAUACCAUUUGGUUUUGAAUAUUAGAUAUUUGGUCCAUAAAGACUGGUUUGAGUCCCCAUAUGGUCCUGUGUGUGCAUGUGUGUAUUUCAACUGUAACUGUAUAACAACAGAGUGAAAACUGAAUAUCUUUAUAAUAUAUUAAUAAAGUAUAUAUUUUUCUUCUU
Molecule: messenger RNA, 2840 nt
Organism: Notothenia coriiceps (black rockcod)
Lineage: Eukaryota; Metazoa; Chordata; Actinopteri; Perciformes; Nototheniidae
Gene: acsbg1
Product: acyl-CoA synthetase bubblegum family member 1
Exons: 14
Coding region: 240-2327 (695 amino acids)
Cellular component (GO): membrane; endoplasmic reticulum
Molecular function (GO): long-chain fatty acid-CoA ligase activity
Source: RefSeq, a predicted model, not a curated record